AUGGACGCUCGACAACAAGAACGCAUAUUACACUGGUUGGAGGAGGAGGAAGAGGAGAUUCUUGGUGGAGAGGAUGAUGAAGAUGAAAAUCAUAUAUACCCGGACGAAACAAGCGAAUACAACACGGAUUCAGCGCAAGAAUGUGAUGAUGGUGAUCCAGAAACCCAGGAUCAUGUGUCAGAAUCGUCCGAAGACCAACAAAAGAAUGUAGAUAGUUCGGAUAGUGACGACAAUGAGCCAUUGAUCCACAUGUCAUCACAGAACUUUUAUUUUGUCAAAAAAAAAAAGAUAAAAGUGGCCACUAUAAAAAAAAUUUCAAAUGGAGGAAGACACCGUACCCACAGGGCAUCAGAACAAGGAGACAGAAUAUAG
Parnassius apollo (apollo) is the source of this 372-nucleotide messenger RNA. NCBI's taxonomy places the organism in Eukaryota, Metazoa, Arthropoda, Insecta, Lepidoptera, Papilionidae. The record is from the annotation of a GenBank genome assembly.